AUGGCAUCAUCUGCCUCCAUCUCUGUCAUUGCAGUAGUAUGUGUUACCUGCAUUUUGUUCUAUGGAAUUUAUUUGGAUACUGAGGUAGUUGUGUUUGUGGCAGCAUCUAAAUCAUCACCUCUAGAUCCAGAAAUGAAAGCUCUGCUGGAGACGAAGUGGUGGUCAAGUGCCGAGACCAACAAUUCCUCAAGUCCUGGCGAGUGCUAUGGUAUUUCUUGCACUGCCGGUGGAAGGGUCACAAAGAUUAACUUAGCUAAGAGCUAUUUGGAAGGUAAGUUGAAACUCAAAUUUUCUUCCUUCCCAAAUUUAUACUUUGUUGAUCUUCAUGGAAAUGGACUUCAAGGGAGCAUCCCUAGUGACAUAGGUACUCUAUCAAACCUCACCGUCCUUGACCUGUCCUUCAAUCAACUUACAGGUGAGAUACCUCUUUCCAUCGUAAACCUCACCCAAUUACUGAUAUUUGACAUUGCUUCUAACAACAUCCAUGGUUUCAUUCCCUUGGAAAUAGGCAACAUGGAGAGCUUGAAUCUCUUGUACCUUAGUUUGAACAAAAUUAUUGGUUCCAUCCCAACAGGAAUAGGAAACUUGAAGAAUCUGAUGCGUUUGCACCUCAAAUCUAACAAUCUCAUUGGUCCAGUCCCUACUACUCUUGCUGGUUGCUCAUAUUUGCAAGAGUUGAUAUUGAGCCACAACUACUUGACUGGAUGCUUUUCCCAUCGCUUCGUUGACCUUUAUUGGCUAAAUACUAAUCUCAGUCACAACUUUUUCAGUGGAGAGAUACCAGGUAAACUUGGGGGUUCGGGCCAUUUAUCAAUCUUAUAUCUCAGCUACAAUAAUCUUACAGGUAACAUCCCCCUCUCUCAUUUCUAUACAAGAUGUUGA
Molecule: messenger RNA, 882 nt
Organism: Juglans microcarpa x Juglans regia
Lineage: Eukaryota; Viridiplantae; Streptophyta; Magnoliopsida; Fagales; Juglandaceae
Product: probable leucine-rich repeat receptor-like protein kinase At1g35710
Exons: 1
Coding region: 1-882 (293 amino acids)
Molecular function (GO): protein binding
Source: RefSeq, a predicted model, not a curated record